CUCCUCGCAACUCUAUACUUCACCCUUCCGUCUUCGUAUAACUUCACGACUCGAACGCGAAAUGGCGCAAAGCUUCAUUGGGACACCAAUUUCUCUGAUCUCGCACUCGGAUGUGCGCUACCGGGGUAUUCUGGCAGGCAUCGACCAGGUUCAGUCGACGAUCAAGCUCUCGAAUGUCUUGUCAAUGGGAACGGAGACGCGACGACCGCCGACAGAGUACAUUCCCCCGGUACAAGAGCCCUACGACUUCAUCAUCUUCCGCGCGUCCGAGGUCAAGGAUCUGUCAGUAGACGAGCCUGCACAACGGCCGCGCACCGUGCACGAUGAUCCAGCUGUAGUUGGGGCUCAAGCCGCGCCACCCGGGACGUACCACUACACACAGCAGGGACCUGUGUAUGCGCAGCCACCUCAUCAGGGCAUCGGCCGCGGGCAGCCACAAUCUCGCCCUCCGCCAGUGUCCAGUGCCGUCGCGUCCAUGGAAACCGUCGGCCGCGCUCUCGCUGGCGCGCGCAAUGGCGGCGGCCCGGCCGUUCCAAACACCGAAUUCGACUUCCAGCGCGCGAACGCCAUGUUCGACAAGCCCCAUACCGAGCAGAAGGAGGAGAAGGACAAAGCGUAUGACCCGCAGAAGAGCUUCUUCGACUCGCUGACCGGCGGUGGUGGAGGCGGCGGCAGUGGUGGCCGCGGGCGCGGGCGCGGUGGGGCUGCGGGUCGCAACAGGCGCGAGGAGGAGCGCGAACGCAACGUGGCGACGUUUGGCGAGCCCGGCGGUGUUGGACUCUUGGGUCCGGGCGCGUAUGUGGGUGGGUGGGGAGGGCAUCGGCGUGGUGGUCGCGGCCGCCGCGGAGGCGCGGUCGCUGGUGCACGAGGAUGAGAUUUUGUAGUGCUGUUUGGAGAUGGAUGUAUAACCGUCGAGCGUUGAUUCACGUCGCAUGCCGCGCAAUGCUGCGGUGUUGUAAACCAUGGGUUGGAGCCGUCGAUAAAAUUGCCCUUCAGCAAGAGUAGGUCUGACAGGUGCGAGGCGCAUCGCAAGGUGUAGCAUCUAGUAUCUAGUACUAGGUUCGGGUGUACAGGCAUAGUAUAUUGGUGCGCUACUCUUCGCCCUCAUCCAGUUUAAGAUCCUCGUCGCGUAUCCGCUGCAGCCUAUCCCAUCCUCCCAACCCAUAUACGACAGGAAGACUAUUCCAAUAAUUGAUCGCC
Molecule: messenger RNA, 1200 nt
Organism: Schizophyllum commune H4-8
Lineage: Eukaryota; Fungi; Basidiomycota; Agaricomycetes; Agaricales; Schizophyllaceae
Exons: 5
Coding region: 62-874 (270 amino acids)
Biological process (GO): cytoplasmic stress granule assembly; P-body assembly
Cellular component (GO): P-body
Molecular function (GO): mRNA binding
Source: RefSeq, a predicted model, not a curated record